AUGGCAAAGGAGACAAUUUAUUUGUGUAAUUAUCGAGUUUCUGUUGACGGGGAUUGGCUCUGUUUAGAGGAGCUUCACGAUAUCGAGUUGGACGUCGUUGAACAAGAGCAGAACGCAGAUGACGAUGGCGAAGGUUCUCUUCAGCGGACAAACUUGUUGAAUGUUCUGAAGCUGAUAAUAAAAGAAAUUCUAGAUUCUUCGCUCUCACACGGUCGCAUGUUGGAUGACAACAACACUGCUCUUCAGCAAUUCUUCCUGGUUCUUGAACAUAUUUUGAGACAUGGAUUGAAACCUAAGAAAGGUUUGAUGAGAGAAAAGAGAGAUCUAUGGGAAGUUUUGGAGAGGAUUGAAAAGUUUUGCAAUGAAGCCAAGGAUAUUACAUGGAGUGUCAGGGAACUACCUAGUGUUAAAACUCCACUUGGCCGAGCACGAGCCUGGCUGAGGUUGGCCCUCAUGCAGAAAAAGUUGGCAGAUUAUUUCAAAGUUUUGAUUGAUAAGAAGGAAGAAAUAUUAGGAGAUCUGUAUGAGGCAGAUUCUAUAAUGAUGGAAGAAGAAGGCAUGAUAAUUGGAGGAUUGUUGGUUGGCCUCAAUGUCAUUGACUGUUCACUCGGUGUCAAGGAUGAAGACCUCGAUCAGCCUAUGGGUGUCAUUGACUUCAGCUUGUAUUUGAAAGAGAACCAAUCACUAUCAACUAGAUCAAACAUGGAGAUGAGCAAACAGAUGGCAGCCAUAUUGGAUCAGAAGAACUACCUCGAAGAACUAAACCGACAUCUAAGCGCAACAGUAGCCAACCUGCAGCAGAAGAUGAUAUCAUUGCAGACAGCAACAACAUUGAUAAAGGAAGAUAUGAUCAUUGCACACAAUAACAUUCUACAACUUCAGCAAGAGAACUCACAGUUGAGAUCUGAGAAGGAGGCAUUAAUUGAAGAGCACAACAAAGCCAUUAAGGUUGGUGAUGAUGAUGUUGAGAUGUUGUGUGCCGAGCUGAAGAGACAACUGCAUAACGAAUGCCUACUUAAGCAGAAGUUAGAGAAAGACUUGGAGCACGAGAUGAUAGUGAACAAGGAGAUGGAGAUGAUGAUGAAGAUAAUGGAGAAGGAUUUGAAGAUCAGACAGUCGAGCCUGGUCAUCAUGAAGAAGGAGAAUGAGUCACUCAAACACAACAAUGCUCAACUGCAAACACAACUCCAAGUGUGCUUUCUCUUUUUCUUGCUUUCUCUCUCUCUCUCAACUGCAAUAAUGAUUUACUUAUUAUUAUUAAUUAUAAUGAUAACCAUGAUUACUGUAAAAUUGUUUUUGGAAUUUUAUAAUAAAUUUGUAUGUGAUGGUAUUUAUGUACCUGUUGGAGAAGAAAAUGAUGAUGGCUGGGAAUGGGCGAGGUAUUGA
Molecule: messenger RNA, 1386 nt
Organism: Helobdella robusta
Lineage: Eukaryota; Metazoa; Annelida; Clitellata; Rhynchobdellida; Glossiphoniidae
Exons: 10
Coding region: 1-1386 (461 amino acids)
Cellular component (GO): cytoplasm
Source: RefSeq, a predicted model, not a curated record